Molecule: messenger RNA, 655 nt
Organism: Mus pahari (shrew mouse)
Lineage: Eukaryota; Metazoa; Chordata; Mammalia; Rodentia; Muridae
Gene: Atp5pd
Product: ATP synthase peripheral stalk subunit d
Exons: 6
Coding region: 113-598 (161 amino acids)
Biological process (GO): proton motive force-driven ATP synthesis
Molecular function (GO): proton transmembrane transporter activity
Source: RefSeq, a predicted model, not a curated record
CACGGACUCUUUUGUGUUGCAUUCCAGACCUCGCUUCGACACUUGUUCCAGCUCCGCGGAGGACGUCGGGCCUUCGAGCUGCCCCGCUGGCCGAGCGCCCGAGUUUCCCAAGAUGGCUGGGCGUAAACUUGCUCUAAAAACCAUUGACUGGGUAUCUUUUGUGGAGAUCAUGCCCCAAAACCAGAAGGCAAUUGGAAAUGCCCUGAAGACCUGGAAUGAGACCUUCCACACCAGGUUGGCUAGUCUGCCUGAGAAGCCACCUGCGAUUGACUGGGCUUACUACAAGGCCAAUGUGGCCAAGCCUGGCUUGGUGGAUGAUUUUGAAAAGAAGUAUAAUGCCCUGAAGAUUCCUGUGCCUGAGGAUAAAUACACAGCCCUGGUGGACCAGGAGGAGAAGGAGGAUGUGAAGAACUGUGCUGAGUUUGUGUCUGGCUCUCAGCUCAGGAUCCAGGAGUACGAGAAGCAGUUGGAGAAAAUGAGGAACAUAAUUCCCUUUGACCAGAUGACCAUUGAUGACUUGAAUGAGAUCUUCCCAGAAACCAAGCUGGACAAGAAGAAGUACCCGUACUGGCCCCACCAGCCCAUCGAGAACUUAUGAAGCAGCCUGGGAUGGAGCCCUGGCUGGCAUGAAAUAAAACAUUUAAAUAGUGCUGGC